CAUUCUAAAACUUCAGGUCCAGCUUUUAUUAAAAAGCUUUGCACGUACUCCAUACAUUUUCUAUACCGCCUGUCACUAUGGAAGCUUAUUCAUCCUAUUCUUCUUCUUCUUCGACUUUACAAGAAGCAAGAGGGUUAAAAGUUGCACAGCCUUUCCAUGCAUCACUUCAUGAAGUGCGUAAGCCAUUGGCAAAGCCCUGGAAGAAGCCAAUCGCGCCAUUGCCACCAACACCACCAAGAGUUUACAAGGUCGACCCUAUAAACUUCAGGGACUUGGUUCAGAAGCUUACCGGUGCACCUGAGUUCAUGUCUCAAUCUCAGUCGUCGUCUCAGCUUCAGCUGCCUCAUCACCAGCGUCUUCAAAGAGUGGCGCCUCCCCCUCUUAGCGUUGCAUCAUCGCCAUUGUCUAGGGCAGAAGUUUCAGCACAAUUGCAUCUCCUUUCUGGAUUUGAUCAUAGUGCUAAAACCCAGAACCAGAAAUUCUUAGAUAAUGCGAAGAUUACAUCGAAUUCAUCACUUGGAUUGAACUUGUCACCAUCUUCUUAUAAUUGGUGUGCUUUCCCAAUUCUCAGUCCUGGAACUUUGUCCAGCUUGGAGCAAAGUACUGUUCCUUAAUCAACUUACUACAUAUAUAUAUAUAUAUAUGUAUGUAUGUAUCCUGAUGAUUAUUAAGGCCAAUUUCCAAGUUACUUCACUUUUCAUUCUUGCUUGAGCUCAAAGAGAAUGUAUGUAAGAUUAAAACUACAUUCUUUUGUUGUAGUAGUACUUUACAUAAUGGUAGAACUAAUGAUGUUGAAGUCUAGCUUCAUCUGUUGUUCAUUUCAAUGUAUACUAAUGCAGCCAGGUUUAGCCAUGAAUAAAGCUACUUAUAUAUGUACAACUUUAUUAAUCA
Messenger RNA from Theobroma cacao (cacao), 891 nucleotides. RefSeq lists its product as uncharacterized. The record is from RefSeq and is a predicted model, not a curated record. Lineage: Eukaryota; Viridiplantae; Streptophyta; Magnoliopsida; Malvales; Malvaceae.